Messenger RNA from Kuraishia capsulata CBS 1993, 1476 nucleotides. RefSeq lists its product as uncharacterized. The transcript has a single exon. The record is from RefSeq and is a predicted model, not a curated record. Gene Ontology annotation, biological process: mitotic sister chromatid cohesion; replication-born double-strand break repair via sister chromatid exchange; synaptonemal complex assembly. Lineage: Eukaryota; Fungi; Ascomycota; Pichiomycetes; Pichiales; Pichiaceae. Gene Ontology annotation, cellular component: cohesin complex; synaptonemal complex. Bases 1 to 1476 code for a protein of 491 amino acids. Gene Ontology annotation, molecular function: chromatin binding; protein binding.
AUGUUCUUCUCAGAGCAGUUGCUGAUACGAGAUGGACCACUGGCCCAUGUCUGGUUGGCUGCUAAUUUGGAGAAAAAGCUGACGAAACACCAGCUCCUUCAGACCUCGAUUGAAGACUCCACGAAGGCAAUAGCCCAAUCUUCGACACACAAUUCUCACCAGGCUGAGCCGAUUGCGCUGCGGUUAACUGGCCAGCUUUUAUUUGGUAUUGUGAGAAUAUACUCGAGGAAGGCAAAGUAUCUUCUUGAUGAUGUUUCGGAUGCUUUGUUGCGUAUCAAGACCGCGUUUCGUUCCAACCAAUCGGUGGUUUUGCCAGUCGAGGCUACCACCGUCCAAAGCGUGAGCAAUUUAACACUACCCGACACGGUGACUUCAAUGGAUCUUCUCUACCAAGAGCCAUUGAGGUUCGAUGAAAUAGACAAUGAAAAAACCGGGAAACAUCUUAGUUUGGGUGGAAACAGUGAAUUUUUCUCAACCGCGGCCAAUGUUCCUCUUGACGCAGAUGUCUCUAUCGAAUAUCCAAGGGCUCACCACAACGACGACUACUCUAGCGAACUAAUGAAUGAAGAUGUGAAUCUCGAGCUGGACUUUGAUUUGGGAGAUGAAGAGCUGAACGCUGGUGUGAUGAGGGCUGAUCAGUCCAUCGAGGUGGGUAGAAACGCUGGGGUCAACGCGUCCUUUGAUAAUGACAUGCCAGAUCUUGAAGAUUCGCAUUUCAACCUCCCAGAGUUGACCUUUGAGGAGGAUUUUGAACAACCCGUGACCCCACCAGAAGAGCCUCUUCCGGUUCAGAGAGUGAAAAGGGGCCCAAUUACAUACCUGAAAAACGAUGUGGUCAGAACCAAGAAGAGAAAGCUGAUAGUGGAUAGCAUAAUCGAGAUUCCAAGUGAACAAAUUAGAGUUGCUCAAUUGGAGCUUCCGGGACCUGUCGAGUGUGGUAUUGUUCCUUCUACUCAGGAGAAAUUGGACUCAGUCGUGAGAUCCAGUACAUCUGGGUCGACACAGCUCAAAGAGCUGAGAAGAAUAUGGGAUGAGUCAUCCACAACGAAAAGACCAAGAAUUGACGAAGAUUUGCGCGAGGAUCUACACCAAGCCGAAGAGUUCGAUAUGCCCGACUUCUCCAUCCCAGACCUGGAUUUUGACAUUCCCGAAGACCAUCAUGAUGAACAGCCAGAAGAUGUGCAGUCAGACCUCGCCGAGGAAAACGAUGUUAUUUCGGCUGAUACGGAGUUCCAGACGGCCACCCACAUCAGGAAUCUCACCGAGAACUCUGCCAAAACAACAUUUUUGUCCGUUCUUGAAAGGGAUUCUGAGUCAGGUGAACCUCUUUCUUCCAAACCAAAAGCCCAGGCUGCACGUGCAUUCUUCGAAGUGUUAGUUCUUGCAACUAAUGACUCGAUUGAAGUAGAACAGACGGAAUCGUUUGGGGAAAUUGGUAUUAGCGCUAGGGCCAGGUUACUGAGUAGCUUUGUAUAA